This is a messenger RNA of Durio zibethinus, 1692 nucleotides long. NCBI's taxonomy places the organism in Eukaryota, Viridiplantae, Streptophyta, Magnoliopsida, Malvales, Malvaceae. The record is from RefSeq and is a predicted model, not a curated record.
AUGGAAAACUUUUCCUACUCCUCUUAUCCGGAAUCCGGCGACUCUUCGCCUCGUUCUCGAGAAAUUGACUGCGAAAACCAGUCAUGGGACGAGCCGCCAUCAACUAAUACUAAUAAUAAUGCUAAUUAUAAGGUUAAGUUUAUGUGCAGUUAUGGGGGCAAAAUCCUGCCGCGUUCACACGAUAACCAGCUCGCGUAUGUCGGUGGAGAUACGAAGAUCCUGGCCGUGGAUCGCAACAUCAAGUUCUCUGCUCUCAUGGCUAAGUUAUCUUCGCUGUACGCUGGAGAUUCUGAGUUUUGUUUCAAGUAUCAACUUCCUGGUGAAGAUCUUGACGCUUUGAUUUCUGUUACGAAUGAUGAAGAUCUCGAGCACAUGAUGUUAGAAUACGACCGGUUGCAUCGUGCCUCUGCGAAACCGGCCAGGUUGAGGCUGUUUUUGUUCCCGAUAAAUCCACCGCUGGUGGCGUCGGGGUUUGAUGGGAGUGAACCGAAGUCGGAGCAGCAAUGGUUCGUUGACGCCUUGAAUUCGGUGCAGAUUCAGAAUCUGGAUGGCUCUUCGCCGCGCGCUGCGGCGGUGCCGACGGAGAAUCCCGAUUUUCUAUUCGGUUUGGAUAAGGUGAAGUUGCCGGAUUCGGUCCCUGCGCCGGUGGCGGCGGUUGUAAAAGAGGUGGUUGCGAAGGAUGUGACGGCGGGAUCGGAUUGCGGAUCGGAGGAUCGGCACGUGAUUGCAGACCCGUUGGUGUCUCCGGCAGAGAUCCAGAGGCAGAUCCAGGAAUUGCAGAGGAUGCAAAUUGCUGCUACUCAAGAACAAGGCAUUUUAUACAGGAAAAUCGAUGAAUCCAAUCCUAGAGCUCACAGUACUCAAGAUUAUUAUAAAAUGUCAGAUAAAAUCGCCGCGUCACCAGCUCCAGGAUCAGCUCCGUUGCGAAUGCCGAUGCCACAGGCAUAUUUCCCGGACCAGCAUUUAACUACCGCUGCUUAUCCAGUACCCGCGGCCACUGCAGUAGCCCCAGGAACUGAUCAACCAGUUUACAUAAUUCCAUCUCCCGCCGCUGGCGUUUAUCAACAGCCUCCAACAUUGCGACAAGUGACUGUACCAUUUGGUCAACCUUACUACGGGGUGCAGCGGGUGGUUCAGGAUGUUUACCGGGAGCAACCAGUUUACAAUGCGGUGCCAACCACAAAUGUUGGGGCUUACCCUGAGGGAAUCUCAGUUAUGCAGCCGAACGGUGGGGUUCCUGAGUCAGGGUAUUUACAGGUGGCUUAUGAUGGGGCUGGAAGGCAGGUGUAUUACACAACAGCUCCAUAUCAGGCGAUGGCUCCGGCGGCGGCGGCGGGUGGUGUUGCACCGUUGAAUCAGGAUGGUAAGCUUGCCGUGAAUGCUAAGGCUCCACCCCAAACUUCUUCUGUGGUGGUGUUACUUUUGACAUUGUUUUAUGUGAAUAAGAAAGGGAUUUUGGUAAUGGAGAGAAUUGCUGCUGCUGCUGCUGCUGGAUAUUGUCUGAUCUUGGGGUUACCGUUUUAUGUUGAUUGUUGGCCCAUGUUACUUUGGGAUCUUCAGAACUUCCAGAAAUUGCAUACUUUUGGCUUGGCUUCGACAUAUCCUGCAAUUGGCCCAUUCUGCUUUAUCCUGCAAUUUGUCCCACCCAAGGAGUCCAUGUACACAUUUGAAAUGCCUCAGCAGCAGAAAUGA